AUGUCCAAAGUGGUGCGCAGUGUGAAAAAUGUGACCAAGGGUUAUUCGUCGGUGCAAGUCAAGGUUCGAAAUGCAACGAGCAAUGACCCUUGGGGUCCAACCGGUACGGAGAUGGCAGAGAUUGCCUCGAUGACCUUCAGCAGUCCCACCGAUUUCUACGAGAUCAUGGAUAUGCUGGAUAAACGGCUGAAUGACAAGGGCAAAAAUUGGCGCCAUGUGUUGAAGUCGCUGAAAGUCUUGGAUUACUGUCUCCACGAGGGUUCGGAACUCGUAGUUACAUGGGCCCGCAAGAAUGUCUACAUAAUCAAGACCCUGCGCGAAUUCCAGUAUAUCGAUGAGGAUGGACGCGAUGUGGGCCAGAACGUUCGCGUGGCGGCCAAGGAACUCACCUCCCUCGUCAUGGACGAAGACCGAUUGCGAAGCGAGCGAUCUGACCGGAAGCUGUGGAAGACACGAGUGAGCGGUCUGGAUGAACACCCUAGCUAUGGCAAUGAGCUAUCCCCCCGCCGAGCAGAGCGACGCGAACGCCGGCGUCCCGCGGACGAUGAAGACGCAGAAUACCGCUUGGCAAUCGAGGCGAGCAAGCAUGAGGCCGAAGAGGAGCGAAAGCGGCGGGCCAGAGAUGCCAUGGGAGUGGAUGAUGACGAGGACCUGGCCAAGGCGAUCAAGCUGAGCAAAGAAGAAGAGGAACUCCGGAAGCGUGAGCUGGAAGAAAGCAAUGCGCAGUCGCUGUUCGAUGAUACCCCCGUGCAGUCGACCCCAGCCCAACCUACUGGCUACAACCAGGGAUACCAGCAACAGAGCGCCGUCGACUGGUUUGGCAAUCCGAUCAAUACCCAGCAACCCUUGACGACCGGGUACCUGAAUAACCAAUAUGCGCAGCCGGCUGGCUUCCAAGGCCAGGCCACUGGCAUGCCCAAUGGAUACACUAACGGAUUCUCGACACAACAACAGCCCGCCAUCUACGAUCAGAAUCCGUACGGCCAGCCGAUGAAUAACUUUUUGCAACCGCAAGCCACCCUGCAGCCACAACAUACCGCCGCCUUCAAUACGAACAACCCCUAUGGCACCGACAUGUAUUCCCAGCAGCAACAGCAACAGCAGCCACAACAGCUCCAGGACAACUUCCUCGCGCCGGGCCACAACAACCCGUGGGCCACCGGCGGUCCGCAGUCCGCCGAUGCCUUGAAGCCAAUGCCCACGGGAUCGAACAACCCAUUCGCCGCUCGAACUCAGCUACAGACCCGACCAGCCACUUCGACGGGACCUCCGUCGCUGAACACGCUGGCAGAGGAGCGCGUAACCAACCAAUUCUCGACCGUCAACCCGAUCGCCAACUACCAAGCUCCCAUGGCCCCGGCUCCACCGAAGAGCACGCCGCCCACGAAUGAUCCUCACCACAAUCGCCUGAAUGCCCUCCUGGCGACGGGAGAGGGACAGGAUACGUUUGGCAACGUGGGUGAUCUACGAAUUCCCGCGCAGCAUACGGCUCCGGGCACCUUUGUCAAUUCGGCAGGGCAAGGAUUAGACCGUCUACGGACCAGCCAAACGGGCAACAACCCAUUCUACAGCCAGCAACAGCAAUUUGUACCGCAGCAGACUGGGUUUGCAAAGCCUACCAAUAACCCCUGGGGUGGGCAGCCUGCGUACCCGCAGCAACAGCAGGCGGGGGGUAGUUUGAUAGAUUUGUAG
Messenger RNA from Aspergillus tanneri, 1692 nucleotides. Its product is annotated as epsin. NCBI's taxonomy places the organism in Eukaryota, Fungi, Ascomycota, Eurotiomycetes, Eurotiales, Aspergillaceae. Gene Ontology annotation, cellular component: clathrin vesicle coat; endosome; plasma membrane. Bases 1 to 1692 code for a protein of 563 amino acids. Gene Ontology annotation, molecular function: clathrin binding; phospholipid binding. Gene Ontology annotation, biological process: endocytosis; actin filament organization. The record is from RefSeq and is a predicted model, not a curated record. The transcript has 4 exons.